AUGGACAAGCCGGAGGUACUACCUGAACUGAAGAACUUCAUGGAUCUCGGCCUCGAUGGCGCCGAUGAUGUCCCAGUAAUCGGGCGCUCCAAGCAGUUCGACUUCUUCAAAAGCUUGCCAACCUUCGUGAAGCAUUUGCUCGUCUCCCACAUCAGCCACGACAUCUAUGCCUUCAUCGAUUUCGCCAGAACCAGCCGGACGAACUGGGAACUCGUCUGCACAAGUCCGCGCCGCUUUUUCGAGGUUGAAUUUUUCGGCAGUGACGUCUGUAUGCUGUACCAUUGCGGAUCGAAACGAUAUCUCUUCAAUAAGCCCUUCUGGGGUCCGCUCCUAAACGGUGCCAAAGUCACGACGCUGUACCCAGGUUCUCCCGGGAAUUGCGAGUUUCCCGGGCUGCGUGUCGACGCGCUGGCGCUCAGGUCGCCUCAGCUUUGGACUGCCUCGCAACUAGAAAGUUACAAGCCACAGGGCGUCAAAUUCAAAGAGAUCUUUCUAUCAGUAAGCGAGACGCCUGUAGAGGAGGUGUCUGAGGACGUGAUCAAUUUUGUACGAGACCAUGCGGAACAGAUCGCCUAUAGAAUUCCGCAAGACGAGCACAUAUCAAUGCUGUACCGACGAUUCAAGAACUCGCGCGUGCGAUUCCACUCUGUCAACGUUAAGAGUUUCCACAAUUACCAUAUUCGAUUGAUUGACGAAUGGCUGGCCUACAAGCGGGAUCUUGUCUCCAUCACCUCUUGCGUCCCCAUAUCUCCAUUGGGGUGCCACUUCGAUUACGCGUAUGCAGAUAUUUGGAAAAAUACCUUCGCUGGAUAUGACGUGCAAUUUAUUGACAAUCGUCUCGCAGUGAUUACCCGGUCCGACGGGAAAACCAUGACUCCCGUCUAUCAAUAUCAACGGAGGGGAUCUAACCUUGAUUCU
Messenger RNA from Mesorhabditis spiculigera, 918 nucleotides. Lineage: Eukaryota; Metazoa; Nematoda; Chromadorea; Rhabditida; Rhabditidae. The record is from the annotation of a GenBank genome assembly.